Messenger RNA from Procambarus clarkii (red swamp crayfish), 814 nucleotides. NCBI's taxonomy places the organism in Eukaryota, Metazoa, Arthropoda, Malacostraca, Decapoda, Cambaridae. The record is from RefSeq and is a predicted model, not a curated record.
GCUCAGUCGCCCUCGACACCCUACCCCUUCCACACCUGCUGCCUCACAAUCCCUUCCACAACCACCACCCCCGUCACAGAGAAUAUCGGAAACGGAGAAAAAACAACUUCAGGGAAAAGUGCCAAGCCAAAGGAUGUCGAAAAGGAAAGGCAAGUUAAUGAAGGAUGCUGUACACGGGUACAUCUCCCUCGACCCGCUCUGCGUCGCCAUCACCAACACCCCACAGUUUCAGAGACUCAGAUACCUGAAGCAGUUGGGGGUAACUUACUUCGUGUACCCGGCCGCUGCCCACAACCGCUACGAACACUCUAUAGGCACGUGUUACUUAGCGGGCCAGAUGGUGGAGCACCUGCAGCAGGAGCACCCAGACAUGGUCAGCGAGAAGGACGUGUUGUGUGUGAAGGUGGCCGCCCUCUGCCACGACCUCGGCCACGGACCCUUCAGCCACUGCUGGGAGGCUUUCAUCAGAGCUGCCAAUCAAGAUGCAAACUUUUGUCAUGAAAAUAUGUCAGUGCAUAUAUUUGAGGACAUAUAUAAUAGCAUGAAGAAAACGUUUGAAAGUGAGGGUUUGAAAAAAAAAGACAUAGAUUUCAUCACGGAACUUAUUGACCCACGCAGGAAGGACGAGCAGGAGCAAAAGAAAUCAGAUGACCCGGAUAGAAAAAGAAGAAACAUGUCUUUCUUCUAUGAGGUAAGUCAAUGUAUAUAUUUGAGCCUUACACACACGCAGGCAUGCACGCACGCACGUGAGGAAGUCCAGUUUCCGGUCAUGGUACACAGUAGUGUCAGUGUGGUAACACCGGGGAUUUCCUGA